Messenger RNA from Mirounga angustirostris (Northern elephant seal), 483 nucleotides. It is a transcript of the gene ELF5, whose product is annotated as E74 like ETS transcription factor 5. Lineage: Eukaryota; Metazoa; Chordata; Mammalia; Carnivora; Phocidae. Gene Ontology annotation, biological process: cell differentiation; regulation of transcription by RNA polymerase II. Gene Ontology annotation, cellular component: nucleus. Bases 1 to 483 code for a protein of 160 amino acids. The transcript has 4 exons. The record is from RefSeq and is a predicted model, not a curated record. Gene Ontology annotation, molecular function: sequence-specific DNA binding; DNA-binding transcription factor activity, RNA polymerase II-specific.
AUGUUGGACUCAGUGACACACAGUACCUUCCUGCCCAACACGUCCUUCUGUGACCCCCUGAUGUCGUGGACUGAUCUGUUCAGCAAUGAAGAGUAUUAUCCUGCCUUUGAGCAUCAGACAGAUGCUGAUUCUAAUUGCUUGAAAACAAGUGGCGUCAGAAGCCAAGACUGUCCCAGUCAUAGUCGAACGAGCCUCCAAAGUUCUCAUCUAUGGGAAUUUGUGCGAGACCUGCUUCUCUCUCCUGAAGAAAACUGUGGCAUUCUGGAAUGGGAAGACAGGGAACAAGGUAUCUUUCGGGUGGUAAAGUCAGAAGCCCUGGCAAAGAUGUGGGGACAAAGGAAGAAAAAUGACAGAAUGACGUAUGAAAAGUUGAGCCGAGCUCUGAGGUACUACUACAAAACGGGAAUUUUGGAACGGGUCGACCGAAGGCUAGUGUACAAAUUUGGAAAAAACGCACACGGGUGGCAGGAAGACAAGCUAUGA